Molecule: messenger RNA, 663 nt
Organism: Parasteatoda tepidariorum (common house spider)
Lineage: Eukaryota; Metazoa; Arthropoda; Arachnida; Araneae; Theridiidae
Source: RefSeq, a predicted model, not a curated record
AUGAUUUACAGAAAGGAAUUUUUAGAUGUGGGAGGCGUCGAUCCUUUUGAGUAUGUAACUAUUGCAUCAUCUAGUAUGGCCAUAUUUAGAAGUGGUCAUAUUCAACCAGACACCAUUGCUAUGGUUCCCGUUUCUGGCUACACUACGAAAGUCAAUUACAGUCCCGACUCUAUUAGAUGGUUAGAUUUUUUAGUUAUGAAAGAUAGUAUCAGCAUUAAACAUGCACUCAAUGGAACAGGUGAAGUCAGGAUAGGUGGACAUUUUGUGGAUGGAUUUUGUGAGAGUACAAACACUGUGUAUCAGUAUCAUGGUUGUUUCUAUCACGGUUGCCUCAGUUGUUUUGAUGGGGAUCAGAUUCAUCCUUUCAAAGGUGUAACGAUGAGAGCUCUACGACAAUCAACUGAAGAGACGACCGAAAAACUACGUGCUCUUGGUUAUGAUGUGAUAGAGUGUUGGGAACAUCAAUUUCGCAAUUUAAAGAAAGAUGAUAGGGAGCUCAAAGAAUUUCUGUUCUCUCACAAGUUAAAAGAUCGCCUUAUUCCCCGAGACGCAUUUUACGGUGGCAGAACCAAUGCUAUCAAACUUUUUCAUGAAGGGAAUGCCAAAUAUGUUGAUUUUACUUCUCUUUAUCCAUGGGUAAUUAUUUGUGAACAAAUAUUGUAA